GAAGCCUGGGCAGACAUUCUCGUUGUCGCGAACCUGGCACUUGCCGCUUCUCAUGGUCCGCGGGACCUACACCCUUCUGCUACAAUUUCACAGGAUUCAUCCGGAAGUUGCGAAAGCUCGAGAUGCACAUCCCUACGAGUACUACAGCAAUGUGAUCAAUAGCCAGUUCUACAGGCCAGCCGGAGACGUCAUGUCGUGCUACACACUGCACGAAGAAGUACUGGCGAGCCGACAAAUCAAUAUUUUGCGAGACUUUCGUGAUGCUAUCAUAGCUUUCUUGAUCGCUGCAAGUUCUUCACGCGCGAUUGGCAGCCACUUUCCUGUGUGGUCAAGAGGGAUUCUGCCACAGAUCAGCGGAUUCCUCUUCAUAGGAAUUCUGGUUGGGCCCUAUUGUGCGAACCUGGUCUCCCAGAUGCACAUCACAAUUAUUGGUGGCAUGAUCAACAAGGUCUCCUUGGCGUUUAUUGCAGGUGCAGCUGGAGCCGAGAUCUUUCUUCCAGAACUGCAGGGCCUUCUGAAGCCAAUGGCACUUCAGGUGCUCCUCAUUUGUACAGCAACAGUCACCUUCUGUGCCACGGGAAUCUUCUUCUUGGAGUCGUCCCAGCUCCUCUCAGUCACCUCGGUCUCCAUGCAGCCCAACCUGAUGGCCAAAGCCAGCAUUUCUUUGCUCAUGGGAGCUCUGAUGACAGCGCGUAGUCCUGCAAGCGCCAUUGCCAUCAUCGCAGAACUGAAGUGUGGCGAUACUAAGGCUGGCAGCAUGGCCAUUGGGAUCACAGUUCUCAGUGAUAUUGCCGUGCUGGUCCUCUUUGCACUAUGCUCCCAGCUCGUUCGAGCUACUUCCAGCGGCGAGGAUCUAGGGCCCUAUGUGCUUCUGGGUGUCUUCUUUGAGCUUGGCAUCUCGAUUCUCAUGGGCUACGCGACUGGACAGCUGAUGCGUUUGGCCUUGCCUCCACGGCUAGAAGCAGACUGUCAAUAUGACAUGUGCACCAAGAAGGGGGAGGAGAAGGCACACCGCCCACAGAAGUCUCAGAUUGGAUCGGUCCUUUUGGGAUUUCUGCUGAUUUUUAUCCUUUAUGCUGUCUUUUGUGUGGCCGAAGGGUGCAGUGACUGGACGGGUGGGAAGCUGUGUUUGGAGCCGUUGCUGGUUUGCACAGUGGCUGCCUGCGUUUGUGGCCACGACGAACUUCGUCGUGAGGGUCUCUUAGAGGCGCUGGCAGCAUGGACGCCUUUGGUCCUCUUGCCUUUCUUCACAUUGGCGGGAGCUUCGCUUCAACUGUCGAGCCUAAGCCAAGUUCUACCAGCAGCUCUUUGUUUGGUGGUCUUGCGAGCUUUGGGUGUUGCUGCUGGCAGUGCAGGUGCUGGCGCUCUUAGCCGGCUUUUUUUGCCGCAGUCACACACUUCCAAGGAAACUGUGCAAUAUACUUGGCUAACAUUACUGGCACAGGCUGGUGUUACUUUGGGCCUUGUUCUGGAGGUGCAGCACACCUUUAAGGGUGCAUGGACCCAGCCCUUUGCCACACUGAUCAUCAGCGUCGUGGUGAUCAAUCAACUCAUUGGACCCGUCUGUUGUAGGCUUGGUCUGCAAAAGAUUCUUGCUGCUGAAGAGCAAGAGGAGGAGGACAUUGAAAUGGGCUCCUGUAGUCCAAGCUCCCCGAGCUCCGAUGGUUC
Cladocopium goreaui is the source of this 1668-nucleotide messenger RNA. Lineage: Eukaryota; Dinophyceae; Suessiales; Symbiodiniaceae. The record is from the annotation of a GenBank genome assembly.